GGGUGACUCGGUGUCGGACUCAGCGUGGCCUCGGCUACGCCCCCACUUCCUGCAGAGGUGCAGGCUCCGCCUGCCGCGCGGGGCAGGAAGGGGGGUCGCACUGGGACCCUCCCCGGGCUGGGAAGGGGCAGGAAAGGGGAGGGGCGCGCAAAGAAUGUGCGGAAGCGCCUGUUUACCCGGGGGUGGGGCGGGCUCCCCAGCCCUGCCCUGACCUCCUCCCCCCAAGUGGACCAGGAGCUCCCACGCCCACACCCCGAGAGGCCGUAGGAGGUCACGGGGCGGAGCGGGGUGCGUGCUUUGAGCCCAGCGGAGCUGCCUGGCAGGCCCGGCCUGUGCAGGUUGGGCUCCCCACACCGGCCGCCCUGCGGAAGCUGCUCCCCUCCAGCCCCCACCCGCUCCGAGGCGCCCAGACGCCAGAGCCCUCCCGGUGCCCAGAGCCGGGGGAUUCCCAGGUUGGGGGGCAGUGCCGAGAAGUGCCCCGCCCCCUCCGCUUUCCUGAGACUCCAACCGGGAAACUGAGUCACAGACAGCAGCCUUUGCCCGUGACCUUAGCAGGAAGAGAUCCUCCGCAGACCCCCACACCGCUCCGGCGAAACACGCGCCCCAGGCCCACAGAACGCGGCCCGCAGCCCCCUGGGACCAGCCCCGGAGCCUCCGCAGCCCCGGACCAGGUCCUACCUCUCUUCUUGGAGUUCAUGGCCAUGCUGACCACAGUGCUGCUGAGUUGUGCCCUGCUGCUGGCAAUGCCCACCGGGCAGGGGGCCCAGAUGGGCUUGGCUCCCCUGGAGGGCAUCGGAAGGCCUGACCAAGCCUUGUUCCCAGAGCUCCAAGGCCUGGGCCUGCAGCCCCCGCUGAAGAGGACAACGGCAGAACAGGUGGAAGAGGCUCUGCUGCAGGAGGCAGAGGCCAAGGCCUUGGCAGAGGUGCUAGAUCCGGAAGGACGCAAGCCGCGCUCCCCGCGUCGCUGCGUAAGGCUGCACGAGUCCUGUCUGGGACACCAGGUACCAUGCUGCGACCCAUGUGCCACGUGCUACUGCCGUUUCUUCAACGCCUUCUGCUACUGCCGCAAGCUGGGUACUGCCGCGAACCCCUGCAGCCGCACCUAGUUGGCCGACGUCGGGGUCGGGGCUGGGGCAGGGGAGCGACAAUAAAGGAUGGGACCAACCCCAGGGUUGUGGCGUUAUUUCGAACGUGACCGUCGGA
Molecule: messenger RNA, 1203 nt
Organism: Delphinapterus leucas (beluga whale)
Lineage: Eukaryota; Metazoa; Chordata; Mammalia; Artiodactyla; Monodontidae
Source: RefSeq, a predicted model, not a curated record